ACGGCCCCGCUUCUCUUGCAGCGUGUGUCUGCCUGAAGACAAGCGUGGUCACCAAUUGCAGGAUGGUCAGCGGGCAGUGCCGCUGCGAAGCCAUCGGCUCCGGCAUCGCCGUGGACUGCAACACCCUGACUUCGAAAUGCCUGCUAAUGAAAGCAGAAGUGAUGGGCUCAAAAUCGGGUCGUCGUGAGAAACCGAAAGAUGCGUUUGAAGAUACUGAUGGCCUCUAUGAUCCUGAGUGUGAAAACAGUGGUGCUUUCAAGGCGAAGCAGUGCAAUGGAACCACCUGUUGGUGUGUGAACACAGCUGGAGUUAGAAGAACUGACAAACACGACGCAGACUUGAAGUGCAAUCAAUUAGUCAGAACGAGGUGGAUCAUUAUUGAAAUGAAACAUGCUGAGAGAAGUGCUCCUCUGAAUGCUGAAUCUUUAAAGAAGUUUUUCACAGAUACCAUUACCAGUCGUUACCAGCUGGAUGGCCGCUACAUAACCGGUGUUCUGUAUGAAAACCCUUACAUUACUAUUGAUUUGAAGCAAAAUUCCUCAGAAAAAUCGUUUGGAGAUGUGGAUAUAGCUGAUGUGGCCUACUACUUUGAAAAAGAUGUAAAAGGUCAAUCCAUUUUUCAUAAUAAUGGGCUAAAUGUCAGCAUUGACAACGAACCGGUGAAGUUUGAGAGGACGGUGGUCUACUAUGUUGAUGAAAUACCGCCUGAGUUUUCCAUGAAGUCUCUCACCCCUGGUUUGAUUGCUGUCAUUGUAGUGGUGGUAAUAGCAGUAGUAGCUGCAAUUGUUGUUCUGGUCCUCACAAGGAGGAGGAAAGGGAAGUACGUGAAAGCUGAGGUGAAGGAAAUGAACGAAAUGCAUAGAGGACUGAAUGCUUAACUAAAUCAACUGAAGAGAGGCGAGAAGACAACAAAAACACUGGAGGCAUGAAUCUUAACUCUUAGAAGUUUCUUCCUGAAACGAGGCAAUUGUGCUCACUUAAUGAUUGUUAAAACUCCUAACAACCAAGACUGGUAACCAUUCAACUGCUUUUACUAUUUGUUGAGAGUUAAAUGCCCCAUUUUACUCAGUAAAACUUAACUAUUUGCUCCUGAUUUUAUUUUUUUUAUGAUGAUGAAAUGAAUUAACACCUGCUGUUACUAGGAUUUGGGGGCAUACAUGCCUAAAUGGUUUAUUUACCCUUGGUGGGAGUUUGUAUUGAAAGUAAAUGAUUUGUAGCUAUGUUGUAACAAGACUGUCUCCUAUAUGACUGGACACAACAUUUUUAUGGCAGUUUGUACAUAU
This is a messenger RNA of Hirundo rustica (Barn swallow), 1283 nucleotides long. It is a transcript of the gene EPCAM, whose product is annotated as epithelial cell adhesion molecule. The transcript has 8 exons. Gene Ontology annotation, molecular function: cadherin binding involved in cell-cell adhesion. The record is from RefSeq and is a predicted model, not a curated record. NCBI's taxonomy places the organism in Eukaryota, Metazoa, Chordata, Aves, Passeriformes, Hirundinidae. Gene Ontology annotation, cellular component: bicellular tight junction; membrane. Bases 63 to 878 code for a protein of 271 amino acids.